Archocentrus centrarchus (flier cichlid) is the source of this 2435-nucleotide messenger RNA. RefSeq names its product zinc finger protein 768-like. NCBI's taxonomy places the organism in Eukaryota, Metazoa, Chordata, Actinopteri, Cichliformes, Cichlidae. Gene Ontology annotation, biological process: regulation of transcription by RNA polymerase II. Bases 135 to 1676 code for a protein of 513 amino acids. Gene Ontology annotation, cellular component: nucleus. Gene Ontology annotation, molecular function: DNA-binding transcription factor activity, RNA polymerase II-specific. The record is from RefSeq and is a predicted model, not a curated record. The transcript is spliced from 3 exons.
UUGAACAGGAGAAGAAGAAAGCCAUUCAUGGUUUAUUGUUAGCAUAACUCGACUGAGAGCUGAGGUGGAAGGCGGUGGGAUUUUCUUUUCUUUUUAUCGUAUUUCAGGCCGAUAUCUCAGCAGUUUUAGUAAUAAUGACCUUACUCCGGGACCUGAGGCAGUUUAUUAACGGGCGACUAACUGCUGCUGCAGAAGAAAUAUUCACAGAGUUUGAGAAAACGAUCGUCCAGUACGAGGAAGUGAUCGACCGUCAGCGCAGACUGCUGGAGAUCACCUGCAAACCCGAAAUAAAGCUGCACAGGAUAGACCUCCCACAGCAACAUGAUUGUCAUAAGGAUAAGGUUCCUGCUGACCAGGAGAAGAGCUCCAGUCUGGAGCAGGAACCUCCACCACAACAUGACUGUAAUAAGGAGAAGGUUCUAUCUGAGCAGGAGGGGAACUCCAGUCUGGAGCAGGAAGCUCCACAGAUUAAAGAGGAACUGGACGAAAUGCACAACAAUCAGCAGGAACCAGAACCUCCAGGGAUUAAAGAGGAACAGGAGGAGCGCUGCAGUGGUUACGAGGCAGAGCAUCUUAUAGUGAAGGAAGAGGAUGACACCUUAAUGGUGACUCUUACUUAUGGGGAAAGUGAUAGUGAAACAGAGCCAAUCAGUGAGCAGCUCUUCUCUCACAGCCCGCCUGCAGCUGAGAGCCGAGAUCAGGAAGAAAGCAUGAAUUUAGCCUCAGGAUCAAGUGCAAACGCAGAGCCAAAGCCAACGAAGAGACUUUCUAAAAGCAGGAGUCACAGUGACAGUGCAGAAGACUCUCCCAUGUCAGAGAGUCAGUGUAAUACAGACGCAGACCUCCAACUGCAACACCUCUCCAAAGUUGAGGAGGUUCUCACAGUCCAGGAGAGGAACUCCAGUCUGAAGGAAGCAGAGCCUCCGCAGAUCAAAGAAGAGGAGGAGGAGCUCAGCAUCAGUCAGGAGGGAGAGCUGAUUGUUCUGGAUGAGGACAGCGAUACCAUCAUGGUGACUGUUACGUAUGGGGAAAGCGACGAGAGUGAACCAGAAGCGGACAGCGAGCAGCUCCCCCCUCACAGCUCUCCUGCAGCCGAGAGGCGAUACCAGGGCAGAGGCAGCCAUGUCGAAUCGGCAUCAACUACACGUCUUAUGUACAAUGAUGUAGAUAAGUCUCUCAUAUUUAGCAGUCCUGUUUAUGUGGAGGGUUUUAGGAAUGAGCCUCUGCUUAUGCAACAGGACAUGAUCGACCCAGAUGAGAAGCCAUAUCCUUGUGAAAUAUGCGGGAAACAUUUUCGUAAACGUUUUAAUCUGGAGAUCCACAUGAGAGCUCACACGGGCGAGAAGCCUUUCUCGUGUAACGUGUGUGGGAAAGGUUUCACUCGAAAGGACAGCGUGAUCCUGCACAUGAGGACCCACACGGGUGAGAGGCCGUUUAUCUGCGGCUUCUGCGGCAGACGCUUCGGUCGGAAGGACAAUUUGGCUUCCCACAUGAGGAUCCACACAGGCGAGAGGCCUCAUUCCUGUAAAAUAUGCGGCAAAAGUUUCUGCCAAAGUAACGAUCUGCUGCGCCACACGAGGACUCACGCUGCAGAGAAGCCCGUUCCCUGUGACAUCUGUGGAAAAAGAUUUCGGGAUGCCUCUACAAUGAAUUUCCACCGGAAGAGGCAUAAGUGAGAGGCUGCAGUCCUGAAAGAGUCUUUGGAACUGAGAGGGUUUUAAUCUUUGUAUAAGUGAAUGCUAUCAUGAGUGUAUUCUGUGUAACUUCAUGUCAUAUAUCACUACCUCUGUUAUGCUUUGGUCUUGAAGCUGGGAGAAGCUCGCAUGCUCCCUGCUGACUGUUUAGAGCUGUUUUUUGUGACUGCAUCAUCUUUGAAUAGUUUUAGGAUUUGGAGGUGUUACCCAUGGUCUCUUUAUCUACUGCAAAGGUCCUGAUAGGAUUCUGUUGGUGGCCUCGAAGUCUUUGACAUUUGUCUGUAUUAUAUUUGUUUGUGUCUGCAGCCACAUGAAGGGGAGGAAAGCUGAGCUGUAGGCAAGAAGUCUGAAUAAAGGUACGAUCAGAAUAUCUGAAGUAUAAAAAUGCUCUGAGUGGAAGGACAGCGCCUGAAACGGGGUGAUAACAGGACCUGUAUGGACGUGUGGUGAUCUGGGUUGCACGAUGUGCCACUGAAGUAUCUGCAGGUGUAGUGAGAGCUGAAUACCGAGGGAAGGAGCUGCCGUGCUUCCUUUGCUACCUCCUUUAGCAGAGGAUCCUUUCAGAAGGGAGCGGCGAUGAUGGUGUCCCAUGCUAUCAGACUUUUCACGACGACAUCAAACGAUCAUAGUGAGCGAUGCGGCGCAGAUCGUGUAAAUGUUAAUUAUGUUUGUUUUCCAUUUUAUGUCGACAUGUUUGAGCCCUGCAGGAUGAACUAUGAUCGUUAUGAUGCUGUAAAUAAA